CAACAACGAAUUUUGUUGAUCGAUUUUAUUUCUGAGUAUAAUUGAUUCAAUCCUGGUGAGUGGACUAUGUUCCUCUACGAUGGGUAACACGACUAACAACCAAUAGAGUUGGUUACUAACAUUGAUCAUAACCAAUAGGAAUUGAAUAGAAAGAUAAGAGUAAAUAAUAGGUGAAAUAUAAUAUUAUUAUAAUUAUCAUCAAAUUGAGUAAUCAUAUUCAUUUAAACAUUAUUCAUACAUUAACUUGGAUUUCUUAAUAGAAAGAAAUAAUACAAUCCAUAUUUCAUAUAUCUAUUUUAUUAUUAUUAUUAUGAAUCAAACAAGUAAUAAAAGAAGAAUAUGUCUUCCAGUAGAUGGAAGUGAUCAUUCUAAACGUGCAAUUGAAUGGUUUAUUAAAGAAGUUUAUCGACCUGGUGAUGAAGUACUAUUUGUACAUUGUUUAGAAUUACCAUAUUUACCAACAAUUAGUUUAACAUCUGGUUUAAAAGUACCUAUCGAUGAUUGGACUAAAGCACUACAAGAAAAUAUCGCUCAAACAACUAAAUUGAAUAAUGAGUAUGGUUAUAUAUGUGAAUGCAGUAAGAUACCAUACGAUUUUAUAAUAAAAAAUGGAAUAGCUCCAGGUGUUGGAAUAGUUCAAACUGUAGAAGAUCAUCAUGUUGACUUAAUUGUUAUGGGUAAUCGUGGACUAAGUAGACUCAAACGUACACUACUUGGUAGUGUAAGCAGUUAUGUAGUACACAAUGCGUAUGUACCAUGUAUCAUAGUGCCACCAGUUUGAAGAAAAGAACAAUCAAUAUUUAUACAUAUAUGAAAUAUCUAUGAAGCUUUUUUUGAAAUCAGAUUUUUUAUACUUACUGGAUUACUCUUCUUUCUUGACAUUUAUUCAUUGUGUAAUACGUUAUUAGUGUCAUUUUAGAAAAGAAACUUGUGUAUUCAUUA
This is a messenger RNA of Schistosoma guineensis, 942 nucleotides long. NCBI's taxonomy places the organism in Eukaryota, Metazoa, Platyhelminthes, Trematoda, Strigeidida, Schistosomatidae. The record is from the annotation of a GenBank genome assembly.